Molecule: messenger RNA, 1824 nt
Organism: Eremomyces bilateralis CBS 781.70
Lineage: Eukaryota; Fungi; Ascomycota; Dothideomycetes; Eremomycetales; Eremomycetaceae
Product: WD40 repeat-like protein
Exons: 1
Coding region: 99-1418 (439 amino acids)
Biological process (GO): mRNA splicing, via spliceosome
Cellular component (GO): catalytic step 2 spliceosome
Molecular function (GO): mRNA binding; protein binding
Source: RefSeq, a predicted model, not a curated record
CCAGCUUCAAGUGUCAACCUCAUGGUGGACAACUCCGUUUGAUCGUGUCCUAAGUUUCCCUAAGUCGAUCUAUCCAAUAUCCACGGUCACAACCCGAAAUGGCAGGACGCGGACGUGUGCCCACCGGAUGGGCCGAAGAGACCGUUAUCAGCGAUGCGUCAUUCCGCCUCGCCCACCAGUCGGUGAUAUCAUCCACCAACAAAAAGCGCAAGAGAGAAGAAGCCGGCGCGCCGAAACCUCGCCGAAGUCCAUGGGACAAAUUCGAAGAUGAGAGAACUCCGGAAGCAUCCUCGGACGAGGAAGGCGUGGAGGUGAUCUACGAGGAGGAUGAGAUUGAGGAACAACCGACGGCACCGGCCACCAAAGCUGGGACGGCAUAUGAAGAGACGGGAGAUGGACAUGAAACCACAGCUUUCUAUGGCGAAUCAAUACACGACUAUCAAGGGCGAAGUUUUCUUCAUAUACCCUCCGAGCUGCGUGGCGAAGUCGCGCAUACGCAGAAUUACGUGCCGAAGAAGCUCGUACAUACAUGGAAAGACCACACGAAAGCCAUCUCCCAGCUUCGAUUCUUCCCGGAGUCCGGUCACCUUCUUCUCUCUGCUAGCGCGGAUAGCACCGUCAAAUUGUACGAUGUCCAGAGCCGUGAGCUCCUCCGCGGUUACAUGGGCCACAGCAAAUCCGUGAACGACAUCUGCUUCAACAAUGACGGCACCCGCUUCCUCACCUCCUCCUACGACCGCCAGAUGAAACUCUGGGACACCGAAACCGGCGCCUGCCUCUCCCGCUUCUCCACCGGGAAGACCGCCCACGUCCUCCGCUUCAACCCCGACCCGUCCCUGAACCACGAGUUCCUGGCCGGUAUGUCGGACAAGAAGAUCGUGCAGUUCGACACGCGCACGGGUGCGCAGGUGCAGGAAUACGACCAUCAUCUCGGUCCCGUCAACACCAUCACCUUCUGCGAUGAGAACCGCCGGUUCAUGACCACGUCGGACGACAAGUCGUUGCGCGCGUGGGAGUACGGUAUCCCCGUCCCGAUCAAGCUGGUGUCCGACCCGAGCAUGUUCAGCAUGGUGCGGUCGUCGCCGCAUCCGUCGAAGCCAUUCGUGGCGUAUCAGUCCGCGGAUAACCAGGUGCUGAUUUACGGGUCGUCGGAUCGGUUUCGGCAGAAUCGGAAGAAGUCGUUUCGGGGGCAUAAUACGGCGGGAUACGCGAUUGAUGUGGCGAUCAGUCCGAUGGGGAAUAUCGUGUCGUCGGGAGACUCCGGUGGGUAUGUUUGCUUCUGGGAUUGGAAGACGACGAAGAUGUGGCAUAAGAUCCAGGCGAGUGAUGCGGCGGUGUUGGCGUGUCAGUGGCAUCCAAGGGAGAAGAGCAAGUUGGUGACGGGGGAUCUGAACGGUGUGAUCAAGUAUUGGGAUUGAGUGUCCCCGGUUCUUACCGGGGAACUCAAGCCACCGCUUUAUAAACCGUCAUCCAGGCAGAGGCCACGUGCAUUUCAGGAAACGGUGCAUUUUAAAAGCCAGGUUUACAGACUCUCCCAUAAAUUCAACCCCUUCCCCUCGUUUCAUGUCAUGCUCAACUGAAAUAUAAAUCGAGGUUUUCCCCAGCCUAUGCGAUGCACCACCCCACGGACUGCACGAUUCCCGAUAGAUACGAUGCCGGUUUCGCUCCAAUGAAAUCGCUCAAGACGAGAAGUCUCUACUUGCUCUGAUGUCUGGUCGUAUAGAAUGUCAAGGGGUGUCGACACGGGCUCCGAAAUCACGGCCACCUCGAGCUUCACUCGGAACGAGGGGCCGUCUUUUGUAGUUUCUAGGCGGCAGAGGAUAG